Messenger RNA from Lachnellula hyalina, 249 nucleotides. RefSeq names its product Mitotic-spindle organizing protein. The record is from RefSeq and is a predicted model, not a curated record. Lineage: Eukaryota; Fungi; Ascomycota; Leotiomycetes; Helotiales; Lachnaceae. Gene Ontology annotation, cellular component: centrosome; gamma-tubulin ring complex; interphase microtubule organizing center. The transcript has 3 exons. The coding region runs from base 1 to 249 and encodes 82 amino acids. Gene Ontology annotation, biological process: microtubule nucleation by interphase microtubule organizing center; gamma-tubulin complex localization; mitotic spindle assembly.
AUGCCUCCAGAAGCUGACUCCAAGCAAGACAAAGAAACUAAAACUGCGCAAGCUCGCCAAGUCAUUGAUGUAUUCCACGAAAUCUCCACUCUACUGAACGCGGAUCUCGACCGACAGACUCUGUCGAUUUGCAUAUCAUUGAUUGAGAAUGGUGUCAACCCAGAAGCCCUGGCAUCCGUGGUCAAGGAGUUGAGGAAGGAGGGGGAGGAAGUCAGAGGGCAAGCGUUACAGGGAGGCUCUCAGCGAUGA